Messenger RNA from Camelus dromedarius (Arabian camel), 4514 nucleotides. It is a transcript of the gene ABCC11, whose product is annotated as ATP binding cassette subfamily C member 11. The record is from RefSeq and is a predicted model, not a curated record. Gene Ontology annotation, biological process: transmembrane transport. Gene Ontology annotation, molecular function: purine nucleotide transmembrane transporter activity; ABC-type transporter activity; ATP hydrolysis activity. NCBI's taxonomy places the organism in Eukaryota, Metazoa, Chordata, Mammalia, Artiodactyla, Camelidae. Gene Ontology annotation, cellular component: plasma membrane. The coding region runs from base 1 to 4137 and encodes 1378 amino acids. The transcript has 29 exons.
AUGACGAGGAGGAGGAUAUCCUGGGUCCCCAAGCCUUCUGGUGGCCUUGUGAAUCUCGGCUUGGAUGCAGAUGAUGUCAUGGUUUCAGGACUUAGCUAUAAAAGUUUCACUGUCAGAGACGGCUGCUGCAGCCAGCAGGUGAGGCAGCCCGAGGCACGGGGAAGGGAGAAGUACCAUGCUGCCUGGAGAACCAUGAUUCCCUUCCGUCUGAAGCCAAAGUUUCCUGCACCACACCCCCUGGAUGAUGCUGGCCUGUUCUCCUACCUCAUGGUGUCAUGGCUCACCCCACUCAUGAUCCGAGGUGCACGGAAUUGCUUGGAUGAGAACACCAUCCCCCAGAUGUCAGUACAUGACGCCUCAACCAAAAAUGGCGAAAGGCUUCGUCUCCUUUGGGAAGAAGAAGUCUCAAGGCGUGGGAUUGACAAAGCUUCAGUGUUUCGGGUGAUGCUAAGAUUCCAAAGAACAAGGGUUAUUUUCAAUAUACUUGCGGGCUGCUGCUUCUCGGCUGCAAGUGUGUUUGGGCCGAUGCUGGUUAUACCAAAGCUCCUGGAAUAUUCCGAAGAGCAGUCGGGGAGCAUUGCCUAUGGAAUAGGGCUUUGCUUUGCCCUUUUUUUCACCGAGUGUCUGAAGUCUAUGGGUCUGUGCUCAUUUUGGGUCCUCAACCAGCGCACGGGCGUCAGGUUUCGAACGGCCAUCUUCUCCUUUGCCUUUGAGAGGCUGAUACAAUUUAAGUCUCUGACACACAUCACUGUGGGAGAGGCCAUCAGCUUCUUCACCAGAGACAUAAACUACCUGUUUGAAGCCGUGUACAAUGGGCCCCUGGCCUUGCUCAGCUGCUUACUGCUGCUAGCCUCCAGCAUCGCCUCCUGCCUCACUCUUGGACCCACUGCGCUCAUUGCCACACUUUGCUAUCUCCUGAUUCUACCACUGGAGGUCUUCCUGACCAGAACUAUUGUGAAGAUAAAGAAUCACAUAUCUGAGGUCAGUGACAAGCGCAUCUGUGUGACCAGUGAAGUUCUCACCAGCAUUAAGUGGAUUAAAAUGUGCACGUGGGAGAGACUAUUUGCAAAAAUAAUUAAAGACUUCAGAAGAAAGGAGAGGAAGCACUUGGAGAAAUUUGGGUUUAUCCAGAGCCUGACAACUUCUUUCUUUUUCAUAAGCCCCACCGUGUGCUCGGUCGUGAUGUUCCUCAUCCAUAUUGGCUUACGACUGAAACUCACAACUUCAGUAGUCUUCACCACUCUGGCCACCUUGAAUUCCAUGCAGCUGUCCGUGUUCUUAGCACCCUUUGCAAUCAAAGGCCUCACGAAUUCCAAGCCUGCCGCGGAGAGGUUCAAGAAAUUUUUCCUCCAGGAGAGCCCUGACUUCUAUGUGCAGACAUUGAAGGACCCCAGCAAAACACUGGUUAUGGAGGAGGCCACCUUGUCGUGGAGAAAGACCUGCCCUGGGAUUGUCAACGGAGCCUUGGAGCUGGAGAACGGACACACGCCUGAGGCGCUGACCCAGCCUCAGCCACCUCUAGGUGCUUUCAAGCCAGAGGACAAAGGGGACGGCUGGGCCCCAGAGUUGCACAAGAUAAACCUGGUGGUGUCAAAGGGGACCAUGCUAGGGGUCUGUGGCAAAAUGGGAAGUGGCAAGAGCAGCCUGUUGUCAGCCAUCCUGGGGGAGAUGCACUUGCUGGAGGGCUCGGUGGGGGUACACGGAAGCCUGGCCUACGUCCCCCAGCAGGCCUGGAUCAUCGCGGGGAGCAUCCGGGAGAACAUCCUUUUGGGAAGCCAGUAUGAUGAGGCCCGGUACCUCCGGGUGCUCCACUGCUGCUCCCUGCACCGUGACCUGGAAAUCCUGCCCUUUGGAGACAUGACAGAGAUCGGGGAGCGGGGCCUCAACCUCUCUGGGGGGCAGAAGCAGAGGAUCAGCCUGGCCCGGGCCGUCUACUCUGACCACGAGCUGUACCUGCUGGAUGACCCCCUGUCGGCCGUGGACGUCCACGUGGGGAAGCACAUCUUUGAGGAGUGUAUUAAGAAGGCGCUCAGGGGGAAGACCGUCGUCCUGGUGACCCACCAGCUGCAGUAUUUAGAGUUCUGUGAUCAGAUCAUUUUGCUAGAAGAUGGGAAAAUCUGUGAAAAAGGAACUCACAGUGAGUUAAUACAGAACCAGGGGCAAUAUGCCCAGCUCAUCCGGAAGAUGAAAGCGGAGGCCACACAGGGCACGCUGCUGGGCGUAGCUAAGGCAGCCGAAGAGUCUCAGGUGGAAGGUCAGGCCCAGACCACUUGCCAGGAAGAGCCUCUCAAUGAAAAUGCUGGGCUGGAAAAUCAGCUCACCAGGAAGGAGAAGAUGGAAGAAGGGUCCCUGAAAUGGAGUGUCUACCACCACUACAUCCAGGCAGCCGGAGGUUACCUGGUCUCUGCCAUGGUUUUCCUUCUCUCAGUGGUGAUGAUCUUCCUCGUAAUGUUCAGCAUGUGGUGGUUGAGCCAUUGGUUGGAGCAGGGCUCAGGGACCAACCGCAGCCGAGAGAGUAACGGGACCACUGCAGACCCAGGAGACAUACUCGACAACCCCCAGCUGCCCUUUUACCAGCUGGUGUAUGGCCUCGGUGCCCUGUUCUUGGUCUUCAUAGGGAUCCUGUUCUCAUUGGCUUUCACCAAGGUCACGGUGAAGGCGUCCACGACAUUGCACAACAACCUCCUCAGCAAGGUGUUCCGCUGCCCCAUGAGUUUCUUUGACACGACCCCGAUAGGCCGGCUCCUGAACUGCUUUUCAGGGGACUUGGAUGAGCUGGACCAGUUCUUGCCCACUGUUGCUGAACAGGUCCUGCUCCUGCUUUUGGUGGUGGUCUUCAUCCUGCUGAUGAUCAGUGUGCUGUCCCCCUAUAUCCUGCUGAUGGGAAUUGUGUUACUCACUGUUUGCCUCAUUUACUGCAGGGUGUUAAAGAGGGCCAACAAUUUGUUCAGGAGACUGGGGAACUACAGCCGCUCCCCUUUAUUUUCCCACAUCCUCACUUCUCUGCACGGCCUGAGCUCCAUCCAUGUCUAUGGAAAAACUGAGGACUUCAUCAAUGAGUUUAAAUGGCUGACGGAUACAGAGAAUAACUAUCUGCUGAUGUUCCUGUUUUCCACGCGAUGGAUGUCACUGAGGCUGGAGCUCAUGACCAAUCUGAUGACCUUGGUCGUGGCCUUCUUCAUACUCUUCAGCAUUUCCUCUGCCCCCUAUUCCUACAAAGCUAUGGCUAUCAGCCUCGUCCUGCGGCUGGCGUCCAUGUUCCAGGGUGCUGCUCGAAUUGGCUUAGACACAGAGGGGUACUUUACAGCCAUGGAGAGGAUGCUGCAGUACCUGAAGAUGUGUGUCCCUGAGGCUCCUUUACAUAUAGAAGGCGUGAACUGUCCGCGUGGGUGGCCUCAGCAUGGAGAAAUCACAUUCCAGGAUUAUCAGAUGAAGUACAGAGACAACACGCCUAUUAUCCUCAAUGGCCUCAGCCUGACGAUUCACGGCCAGGAAGUGGUGGGCAUCGUGGGCAGGACGGGCUCUGGGAAGUCCUCCCUGGGGGUGGCUCUCUUCCGCCUGGUCGAACCUGCCAGGGGCCGCAUUCUCAUCGAUGGCGUGGACAUCUGCAGCCUCGGCCUGGAGGACCUGCGGUCCAAGUUCUCCAUUAUCCCUCAAGAUCCUGUCCUGUUGCCAGGGACCAUCAGAUUCAACCUGGACCCCUUUGACCGCUGCACGGACGAGCAGAUCUGGGACGUCUUGGAGAGGACGUUCCUGAGCAGCAUGAUUUCAAAGCUGCCUCAAGGACUGCAAGCAGAAGUGGAAAAUGGUGCAAACUUCUCAGUAGGGGAGCGGCAGCUGCUCUGCAUCGCCCGGGCCCUCCUUUGCAGCUCCAAGAUCAUCGUUAUUGAUGAAGCGACAGCCUCCAUUGACUUGGAGGCUGAUGCCCUGAUCCAGCACACAAUCCGCGAAGGCUUCCGGAGCUGCACGGUGCUGGUCAUCGCACACCGCAUCUCCACUGUCCUCAACUGUGACCGCAUCCUGGUCAUGGACAAAGGGAAGGUGGUGGAGUUUGACAGGCCUGAGGUCCUGCAGAAGAAGCCUGGGUCCGUGUUUGCAGCCCUGUUGGCAUCAGCCAGUUCUUCUCUGAGCCAAUGAGGAUGGGGAUCGAGUGGAGGCGGGAGUCCCAGCUCACCAGGGCGCACAGGAGCGCAGCUGGGAGACCAUAGUCUAUGACCUCCUUGUGCAGAGAUGGCUGCUUCUCCGGAAAGUGGGGCUGCUACGUGCUCAGGAGUGCUGGUGAUGGACGGCAAGGACACUGAGGAGCAAAACUUAGAACAUGGCCCUCUGUGGCUCCCCAAAAGUGGGAAACCCAGCCCUACUGAAGACUAGUUAAUCAAAGGAUCAUGUGUCUCUUUUUAACUGAUAUGUUGAGAAAUUUCAUAAUAAUGUUAAGGUUUACUAUAGUUUUCUGAUCGGUGUUAAAAGCAUUACAAAUGAUGUACUGAUUUUGCAAAAUAAUAAAAGUAAAAAUA